AAACCACUAGUGUACUCCUUGGGGAAAGACGAGGCUUCCUUUCUCCCACUGUAAAGAGUUCGUGUCGGGAGCCCACGAUGGCAGUUGUACCCUGGCCUGGAGGGUUGCCGUGUGUCGGGAUAGACUGCUUUGUGUGGGGUCCCAGGCUGUGAUCCUUACCGAAGCAGAUGCCCACGAGUCUGGCCCGCAGAGGGGCGCGACAGCCUGGUGUGCUCCCAGUGGUUGAUCCCGCCGCCGGGGCUGCUUAGUUAGGGUAGUCUGGUUGCGGCAGGAGCCUGGCGCUGUCGUAUACUUUGGGACGGCUGAUUUCCAGGGGGGACCCCUUGUAUAUCACCUGACUCCAAAUUUUGCAAGGCAGGAAGACUUGGUGUUGGCAUAUGAAUGAACAUGAAGUACCUGUCUGUACUGAUUCUCCGCUAGACAAGUUUUCUGUAUGUUGUCAUCUGGCGUACAGCUGAUCACCAGAAAGGUCCAGCACGUCCGCUCCUCGGUUGGCAGUUGUUUCCGUUCCUUCAUGGAUUUAAAAACUCUCAUUUCCUCUCUGAAUGACUUUGCAUCCCUCUCAUAUGCGGAGAGUUGGGACAACGUUGGCUUACUGGUAGAGCCAAGUCCACCACAUACUGUCAAUACACUCUUCCUGACCAAUGACUUGACCGAGGAAGUAAUGGAAGAGGCGCUGCAAAAGAAGGCAGAUCUCAUUCUUUCCUAUCAUCCUCCCAUCUUCCAACCCAUGAAGCGCAUCACCUGGGCCACCUGGGCAGAGCGCCUGGUGAUCCAGGCUCUGGAGAAGAGAGUGGCCAUCUACUCUCCUCACACAGCCUAUGAUGCUGCCCCGCAGGGCGUCAACAGCUGGCUGGCUAAAGGACUGGGAAAGUGUACCUCCCGCCCCAUACUGCCUUCCAGAGCUGCCAAGUGCCCCACAGAGGGAACACACAGAAUAGAAUUCAGUGUUAGCCCUAGCCAAGACCUGGACAAGGUCGUGUCUGCGGUGGAAGCAAUUGCAGGUGUUUCUGUCGCUACUUUUGCUGCUAGGACUCAUGAUGAAGAAUGCACGCGUGUCAGUCUCAGUUGCACUCCGGAGGCUCUGCUGCAAGUGGUGGCGUUUCUCUCGCAGAACGGAGAGUUUUAUCAGAAGACGGAGAUUCUGUCACUAGAGAAGCCUCUGCUUCUACAUACUGGGAUGGGGCGAGUUUGUACUCUGGAUGAACCGGUCUCCUUGGCAAUCAUGGUUGAACGAAUCAAGAGACACCUAAAACUGUCCCACCUCCGCCUCAGUCUUGGACUACGGAGGACCUUAGAGUCCCAAGUCAGAGUGGUGGCCCUGUGUGCUGGUUCUGGACGCACUGUUCUUCGGGAUGUAAAAGCUGACCUGUACCUCACAGGUGAGCUGCCCCACCAUGACGUGCUGCAUGCAGCUUCCCAAGGCAUCAGCGUCAUCCUCUGUGAGCACAGCAACACCGAACGCGGCUUUCUUUCCGACCUUCGAGAUAUGCUGGGUGCUCAGCUGGAGAAUAAGAUUAGUAUCAUCCUGUCGGAGACAGAUAAGGACCCUCUACAUGUGGUAUAACAUGAACACGGACAACAGGUUCACACAGUCGAGCGACUGAUUGAAUCCCAGUUCAGUGCUGUCACGUGAGUUUUGGGGGUUGGUUUCUUUCUGGCAUGCCUGAGAGUGCUAACCAUUUCCCCCAAUUCUUCCAAAUAGCUCCUACGGUAAAAACCUAGUAUAAUUAUUAUAUGAAAGAACAAAUUUCAUUAUAAACUCUAGAAAAUUGGCAAACAUCUGUGUUUAACCUGUGUGGAAAGUAGCUCAAAGCAAUCUCUCGUUGGCAGAAUUACAGGCUGGCUGAGAAGCAUGCUCCCACUCCCAGCAAGCGCUCAGUGUUAGGAAAUGCCUUCAUCGAGGGAGCUGGCCCAGAAGUGUGGGCUCGAUGGGAAGCAGUGUCAAAGUGGAAAGAACAAGACAGUGGACACUUUGAAAGAUCUAAGUCAUUUAUCACUUGCUUUCCAUGCUUUGCUCCCAAAGAAACGUGGGAAGGCAGAACAAAAAUGUGAAUAAUUACCAUACACUGUGCUUCCACUACCAUCGAGUUGAUUCUGGCUCAAAACGACCCUACGCAACAGAUAAGAGCUGCCCUCGUUGGUUGGCUGCGGCUUUGAGCAGACAGCCAUCUCUCCCCAGAGAGACUGCUGGGGCAACUGACUGACCUUGGGCUGGGCAGCUCAGCCUGUCGCUCGCUCUGCCACCGGGACUCCUUCAGUACCUGGGAGGGAGACGCAUAGGUGGUGGUAUAUAGAGAUUUUUCUAGGAAAGAGAAAAUUCAGUCGGGAGGAGAGGCUAAAAAAUGUCAAAAGAAACAGCCUAAUACUCAGAGGCCUUCAAAAAGCUUUGGGGAAAAAGAAAGAUAAAAAAUUUUUUCCAAAAAUGAAGUCUUUGAAGCUCUCUCGUACGUGGAAAAAGCCCAAGCAAUUCAUUUGGUAUUGCCAGGGUUGAAAGGCAAGUCAGGAAAGGGAAGGCAUAGUAUGAGAGGAUGAUGCAGAACUAACACAGCACGGGGCUAGGGGUCCACACUCGAGAACACUAGGGUAGCAUGUGAUUGCUUUGAGAUGCUGGUUCACGAUGGCAGUGAUAUCUCCUGUGAGGUUGAAGGUUAUGGAUUCAUUUCUUUAGAUAGCGCUCUGGUAAGGGAUUGAGAUGAAAGAAUAUACUUAAGACAUUCUGUCCACUAACCUUACAUGUAUUGCUAAAUAGAUCUGAAUACAGAAUGACAAUAAAACUUGUUUUUCUUAGCAUGCUGUAUUUCAAAAUAAAAAUAUCUCUGAAACA
Molecule: messenger RNA, 2827 nt
Organism: Echinops telfairi (small Madagascar hedgehog)
Lineage: Eukaryota; Metazoa; Chordata; Mammalia; Afrosoricida; Tenrecidae
Gene: NIF3L1
Product: NGG1 interacting factor 3 like 1
Exons: 8
Coding region: 434-1567 (377 amino acids)
Cellular component (GO): cytoplasm; mitochondrion
Source: RefSeq, a predicted model, not a curated record